AUGGAUCUGGGGCCAGCAGAUGAAUAUUGGUUGGGUGAGUUCGUUGGGGACGAUGAAGAUUGGGUGUCUAAGUCUUUGCAAAACCUCGACAUCGUCGACGAAGAAAGUGAUGACAUCGGGGAACCGCCCACGCCUGCGGAAAAUACCACGAGCACAGACAUUUCCUCUAUUCCGACUUCGAUCGCAUCCUCAACGGUAGGACAACAACGCCUUUCAAUUCCGGAAAAUGCAGAAAGAAUUCCCUUUAAUCAGAAGUGGAAUGUUCUCAAACCUGAAAUUGAGCGACUAUACAUCACCGAGAAUGUUCCCCUCCGCGACCUUGUUAGGAUUAUGAAGGAGAAGCACGGUUUCGAUGCUGUCGAACAUCAAUACAAGAAUCACUUCAAAAAGUGGUGGGGCCCAAGAAAAAACAUACGUUCCACGGACAAAAGAGAGCUCGUUCACAUUGGCCGAGAUAGGGCAAAACUUGGGAAGGGUAUGCUGGCCACAUACAAAGGGAGACCAGUCGAAUCACGGAAACUUCAACGGGAGGCUAAAGGAAUGGUGAAGGGCCUAAAGAUUGCUGGCCAUGCCAAAUUGUCGCUCCUACCAAGCUUUUUCGCGUCAACUAACGGAAUACUCUUAAAAUGGAAUAUUCCUCGGGGUUUUCUACCCCUGCAACAUUUCGAUCGUGCCAACAGCCCCUCGUCGUUGGGAGCACAAAUUUCCGUGCCCAAAGACUUUCAUAUCCACACUCCUCCAGAAUUAGUAGAUCCCCUACACGAAGUAUCAUUGCCGGUUCAACUAUCUGCUGCCCUGGCGUCCAUUGGUGUUAUGGAGCGAGCCAGCAUGUUUCUGCAAGGAAGACACAAUGAACUUCUAAAAUCGAUGAAUAAGACGGAAGCAAGUACUAUGUCAAUUUGGCUUUAUGGAUUCUGGCUCUUUGGCUUUACUACAGCGAAGAACUGGGGACGUGGGCCACAAACCCGGAAUGCGACCAACUUGAGAUUCCCUGACCGGAAGUCAUCUUCUAUAGAUUCAGCUGCAAGAUUACCAGGCCCACCGGAAUCAGGAACACAAGGUCAGAGUACAAAUUUUCCAGAGAGCCACGACGUUGGGUCCACUGAUGUUGCAGACCCCUUUCAGUUCUGUCGCUGGAGUGUUCAUACGGAGUACUGCACUGCUAGCGAUUCCCACUAUAUGUCAGAGAGUUCAUCUAAAAGCGAAUUUGAUGGAGGUGGCUGGCAAGAGUCACAGAAGGCUCCUACUUUCGAAGAGAGACUGAAAGAAACUCUUGAGAGUAACGAUUUCAGUAGUAUAAACUUGAGCCAGGUGCCGCUGUCAGUACCCGCUAUUGUCAAAGCGGUCAAGAGUUCCCCAAACGAACUACUCGAGGAAGCAAUUGGAUUCAGUAUCAUGGGUCGCAACGCCUCUCUUCUUUAUGAUCUUCUUCAGAAGGCGAGGGAAGCAAAUCUCGUCACUUCAAACCUGUAUCCCUUUCACCUUGCAACAAGCUAUCUUGACGGCUCCAAAACUUGCUGUCUUAUAGUCGCCAUUCUAUUUAUACACUCACCAGGUCAAUGGCGUUGGGACAAGGAGGCUGAUAGCAAUGAUCUUGGUCAUACUCUCCUGGACACCCUCAUGAUCACAAUUCUUAGAAACCACACAUCUACUUCGCCCGGUACGGUAGACCACGCUCUGGAGAGGAACCAUACAUUUCCUGGACAGGAGACCGACAUAUGCGGACGCUGGGAUGCAGACUCUCCGUGCUAUCAACAGUUACUACUGAGCGGCAAGUCUGCUAUUCCAUCAAAGUGGAAGCACAACUUCUGCCACACCUCGGCUCAAGCUGUAUGUCAUUGCAUUACGGAGAUAGAUAACUUGGGGAUUAAGCUCGGAGCGCCGAGUGGUCUCUUUCUUAACCACUGCUCUUACUGUGGCGCUAAAUUGCAGCUCUCAUCGUUACAUUCACUUGUAAUGACGUCCUUCUAUCUUGCGACAGCUACCCACGAGGAUGAGGAUCUUUUCGGAGCGAUUUCUUGUUUGCUCAAACUUCUAACGUGCGAAAUCGAUCCUCGCCAGACCUCAAAUAUAUCUCUGCCUAUGUUGCUUGGUGUUGCGGAAAGAGACACCUGCAGCCACCAAGAUUUACCCCUGCUGAGUUUGCUGAAGGCCUCCUACGGGAGUCCGGAGACGCGUGGCCUGAAAUUACGAAGACUGGCUGGAAGAUCUUGUGCCACAUACUUCGGCUCGCAAAAGAAAUACACGAUGGCUUUCCUCUUGACUUCGACAAUCAAAACGAAUCUAAGGAUUUCACAGGAAGAAGAUCCUCCGACGAAGGGGAGGAUAGUAGGACUGACCCUGGAUUUUCACUCAGCUGCACUCACCAUGAGGACUUCAGACCGGAAAAAGUCUUCCGGAAAGAUAAAACGCUUGGCCAUUUAUGGGCGGCUGCGCAAACAGAGCUACUGA
This is a messenger RNA of Hyaloscypha bicolor E, 2451 nucleotides long. RefSeq lists its product as uncharacterized. The transcript is spliced from 4 exons. The record is from RefSeq and is a predicted model, not a curated record. The coding region runs from base 1 to 2451 and encodes 816 amino acids. NCBI's taxonomy places the organism in Eukaryota, Fungi, Ascomycota, Leotiomycetes, Helotiales, Hyaloscyphaceae.